Molecule: messenger RNA, 1173 nt
Organism: Periophthalmus magnuspinnatus
Lineage: Eukaryota; Metazoa; Chordata; Actinopteri; Gobiiformes; Gobiidae
Product: E3 ubiquitin-protein ligase TRIM35-like
Exons: 5
Coding region: 1-1173 (390 amino acids)
Molecular function (GO): zinc ion binding; protein binding
Source: RefSeq, a predicted model, not a curated record
AUGGAGAAGAUCUCUGCAGUGAAGGACUUUCUGACCUGUCCUGUUUGUCUGGACACCUUUAAAGAGCCAGUGUCUCUGACCUGUCACCACAGCUUCUGCUCCAACUGUCUACAGGAAUACUGGGACCAGAACAGCACCAGGAACUGCCCCGUGUGUCGCAGGAAGUCCUCCAAAGAACAUCUAGAUGUGAACUUUGCUCUGAAGGAACUGACUGUGUCCUUUUCACAGAAGGAGGAGGCUCCAGGAGGAGAGAGGCCUGUGGUGUGCACCUCACACCCAGAGCAGACGCCUCUGUUCUGCCUGGAUGAGAGUCGCCCUCUGUGUCCAGCCUGUGAGUUUUCUCUUCACUCGGGGCAUAAGGUGGUGACUGUGGACUCAGUCGUCAGUGAAAAGAAGAAGCAGCUGGUCUCACAGCAGCAGUCUCUGUUCCAGAGGAGAAAGAAGGCCUCAAACAAACAGACACAGUGUGAACAAAUACAGGAGCUGGCACAUGCGCAGGUGGAGGCCUGUGAACGUCACAUCAGGGCGGAGUUUGAGAGGUUACACCAGAUCAGGGAGGAGCUGUGUACUGUGGAGCAGAACCUCCUGACUGUGGAAGAUCUGCUGAAGAAACAGAACAUGGACUUCCUCACACAGUACAGAGACACUCACAAAGACAGACAGACUCUGCUCUCACAGCCCAGCCCACAGCUCAGACCAGGACUCCUGAUAAACCAGCCCAAAGUCCUGGCCAACGUGGCCUUCAAACGCCUGGAAGAAGAUGAGAGCCCGGGUGCAGGCAGUGAGGGCUUCAGCUCUGGCUCUCACCAGUGGGACGUGGAGGUGGGGGACCAUCCAGACUGGGCUCAUUGGUUUGAUCAAAGAAGGAGCCCUCAGAGGAUCCGAGUGCGACUGGACUGUGACGAAGGGACAGUGUCUUUCUUUGACGCUGGAGACAUGUCUCUGAUCUGCUCUCACAAGGACAGAUUCACAGAGAAAAUGUUCCCGUAUUUCUAUGUUGAGUCUCCGCCCAGGCACCCAGGAGAGAUCGGGCUUGUCCGGGAGACGUCCAAGGUGCGAGUUGGCCUCCUCUGCUGGAGACAAAGCAGACUGCAGGUAGUUGGCAUGGCAAAAGGAGCUCCAUUCGGACACCUACCCCCUAGCCUAGACAAUGACGGUAUUUUAAGUAACUAA